GUUUCCGAAGGGACCACCGGGAACAGACGGAUCGGCAGGGCGGGGCGGAACGGUGAGUUAUGCUGAGCGACUCUGCUCCUGGCCUCCUGGAGGCUCGAGACCCCCGCGCCAGGAGCGAGGUGGGAGAGUAGCUACGUGGGGUAUUAGUUUCCUCGCUCCUCAAGGGGAAUCAUAAUUUACGGGCGGUUGCGUGCCCUAGACUGACUGCUCUCCCCUUUCAGUGAGGACUGUGCUUCCUCCGAGGGAGUUGCGGGCCGGGACAUGCGGACCGAGCAUAUUUCUAGGUCUAGGGACAAGGGACUUGGAAUCCUGCCUCGGACUUUGUCGGAGGGUUUUAGUGACUUCUCUACGUAGCUCCCUCAUUGUCUCUCAUCUUUUGGCUCCCCUGUCAAGGACCAUCCCCCAUUCUAGGACUUCGAUGUGUGAUGCUUUGAUCAAAGGAUUGACAUUCCUUUUCUAAGUGUUUGCUGUCAGCUUUCAGCCACUUGAUUGGUUUGGAAUCGGAGCCUUUUCUCCUGCGAUUCCAGGUGUCCCUAAGGUAUCAGUGUUAUCCAGAACCAAGAACUCAGUGGAGGAAUGAAAAAGGCAGCAUCUUUAAAAUAAUGUUUAUUGGAAGGGGUUGCAAGAGCUUGCGAAGUCAUGAAGAACAAAGUUUUUUAGAGCCAUUAUGAAAUGGCAACGAUAAUACUGCACUCUAUGUGAACAGUUUCUGUUUCCUUCAUCUGGGGCACGUGCAUAUGAUCAACUUUGGACUUCUUUUGAGAUUGCCAGGUGAGGCCAUCUACUGAAACACAGAAGCAAUUUUAAAAGAAAAUGGAGGAAGUAUAACUGAUCUUUGCAGAAAGUGGGGAAGUGAGUUGACCAGAGAAGGAUGAGAGAAUUGCCAAGUUGUACUGAACGCCAAGCUGAGAAUGGUGAUUCUGAAGAUAGAAUAUCAACACAGUUACACCAAGUUGCUGACCUCUUUAUGACUGCUGUAGAAAGUAAACUUCUUUCACUAUAUGGAUAUUUGCCGGUAAGGAAGGAAAAGUAACAGAGAUUAGAGAAGGCAACAGAAAAGGGGGAGUAAAGGCGUUUGCAAUGGCUGCUACUGUGAACUUGGAACUUGAUCCCAUUUUUUUGAAAGCACUAGGUUUCUUGCAUUCAAAGAGUAAAGAUUCUGCUGAAAAGCUAAAAGCACUGCUUGAUGAAUCUUUGGCUCGGGGCAUUGAUUCCAGUUACCGUCCAUCUCAAAAGGAUGUGGAGCCACCCAAAAUUUCAAGCACAAAAAACAUUUCCAUUAAGCAAGAGCCCAAAAUAUCAUCCAGUCUUCCUUCUGGUAAUAAUAAUGGCAAGGUCCUCACAACUGAAAAGGUAAAGAAGGAAGCUGAAAAGAGACCUGCUGAUAAAAUGAAAUCAGACAUCACUGAAGGAGUUGAUAUUCCAAAGAAACCUAGAUUGGAGAAACCAGAAACACAGUCAUCUCCCAUUACUGUCCAAAGUAGCAAGGAUUUACCUAUGGCUGACCUUUCCAGUUUUGAGGAGACCAGUGCUGAUGAUUUUGCCAUGGAGAUGGGAUUGGCCUGCGUUGUUUGUAGGCAAAUGAUGGUGGCAUCUGGCAAUCAAUUAGUAGAAUGUCAGGAGUGCCAUAAUCUCUACCACCGAGAUUGUCAUAAACCCCAGGUGACAGACAAGGAAGCGAAUGACCCUCGCCUGGUGUGGUAUUGUGCCCGAUGUACCAGACAAAUGAAAAGAAUGGCUCAAAAAACUCAGAAACCACCGCAGAAACCAGCCCCUGCAGUUGUUUCUGUAACUCCAGCUGUCAAAGAUCCAUUGGUUAAGAAACCAGAAACUAAACUGAAACAAGAGACAACUUUUCUAGCGUUUAAGAGAACAGAAGUCAAGACAUCCACAGUUAUUUCAGGAAAUUCUUCUAGUGCCAGCGUUUCCUCGUCAGUAACUAGUGGCUUAACUGGAUGGGCAGCUUUUGCAGCCAAAACUUCCUCUGCUGGUCCUUCAACAGCAAAAUUGAGUUCAACAACACAAAACAAUACUGGGAAACCUGCUACUUCGUCAGCUAACCAGAAACCUGUGGGUUUGACUGGUCUGGCAACAUCAUCCAAAGGUGGAAUAGGUUCCAAAAUAGGUUCCAAUAACAGCACUACGCCCACUGUACCUUUAAAACCACCUCCACCUCUAACCUUGGGUAAAACUGGCCUUAGUCGCUCAGUUAGUUGUGACAAUGUCAGCAAAGUAGGUCUUCCUAGUCCAAGUAGUUUAGUUCCAGGAAGCAGCAGCCAACUAAGUGGGAAUGGAAAUAGUGGAACAUCAGGACCUAGUGGAAGUACUACCAGCAAAACUACUUCAGAAUCCAGCAGCUCUCCCUCAGCAUCCCUUAAAGGCCCAACUUCACAAGAAUCACAGCUCAAUGCUAUGAAGCGAUUACAGAUGGUCAAGAAGAAAGCUGCCCAAAAGAAACUCAAGAAGUAAUGUGGCCAAGUAGGUUUUUGUAUCAUAUUAGCCUAAAGAUGAAAGGCUUAUUAUUAUGAUAUAAUCUGUAAUACACUGUAAUUUAAUAAAAGUCUUCAUAAUCAAA
Messenger RNA from Homo sapiens (human), 2575 nucleotides. It is a transcript of the gene INTS12, whose product is annotated as integrator complex subunit 12. Gene Ontology annotation, cellular component: integrator complex; INTAC complex; nucleus. The transcript is spliced from 9 exons. The record is from RefSeq and is a predicted model, not a curated record. The coding region runs from base 1081 to 2469 and encodes 462 amino acids. Gene Ontology annotation, biological process: RNA polymerase II transcription initiation surveillance; snRNA processing. NCBI's taxonomy places the organism in Eukaryota, Metazoa, Chordata, Mammalia, Primates, Hominidae.